AGUUUAGUACCAUCGAACUGUUAUUAACAGCGGACGGUUUAUGUUAAGCACUUGAAUGCAAAAACAUAUGUUUUUACACCGCAAACGGAAUUUGGUUAUCAAUUUUUGCAAGUGCAUAAAGUAAAGGGCUGCGCGCCCACAACAACAAAAAAGGAAUAACAAUACAAGUGAUAAACACAAUUAUGGCUAAUAACUACAGUAUAAUACCAGCUGGCAUGGAGUCUGAUGAAGAGGAACUUGGAUGCAUGCUGGCACAUUUGAAGAUUAAGCGAUUAGAGGAUAUUACAACGGGUGCUGGCAUCGAUGGCGACUUUGACGCCACCUUGGACGAUAACUUGCAACAGUUCUUCGCCGUUUUUCGUGACAAAUGGAAUAUGCACAGCAAAUGCAAGUCUUCGCCAUAUAUGAGACAAGAGUUAAUAAAAGCGCUAAUGCGCCAUCCCAAUCCUCUGUUAAUGGCACUCAAAAUCUUUGCUAAUUGCCCGGACAGCAGUAAUGUUAAGAACAAAAGUCUAUCGCAUUUUGUGCUUGAUACUGCUUGCAAAGUACAGGUGGAUUUUCCACACCUGAGUGAGCAGUGCGACAAAAAUACGAGCAUGAUUGCAUUUCAUUUUGUUAAGACAACGGGCUUGGCUUCGCUAAAUAAUGCCAUGAUCCAAGCAUAUCGUAUUAACCAAAUCAAGGAGCUGCUCGUACCUAAAUUGAAAAAGAUGCUCGAUGAGGGCUACUAUAAGGAGGUGGCCCAAUGGACUCUCGAUUUACAGCUUACUCAUCAAUUUGAUAUGCUGGAGCUGGCAUUUCCCUUGAUAGCACAAGAAAAACUACCGUUAGCUGAAGAGUACCUGGAUCAGGCAACGCACCAGCGUUUGCCUUUUGUGCAAUUUCUCGAUUCGCUGCUGCACAGGGAAAAGUCCGUCAUCGAGAUGUGUGAACAGACUUUGAGUCGCUAUAAAAAUCUGAAAGUCUCCUAUCACGUGCUUAGCUAUCGUCCUAUCUCCAAGAUCGUGUCACGCUUGGCCAAGAAAUAUGGCUUCGACGACACCGUAACGCCCAACUAUAAAUUCACUAAGACCUGCAGCUAUCUACAUUACCUGUAUCGAGAAUAUGAGAAGCAGAGGAUUAAUCUAGCCAGCUUUCGGGAGCUGGUUAGGGUUCAUGCUUCGGAUUAUGCGCUUCGUCUGGAUUUUGUUAACUAUAUAGCAGCUGCAUCCGUAAACAGUCCCUACGAAUCGGAAGCCAUCUAUUGGUAUAAUGAAUUUAAGAUUCUCAAUGAACAUUGUCCACAUGAAAUCAAAUCGCUAAUCUCACAAAAAUCGGAUCUACAAAACAGUCAAGUAGCUGAAGAGCAAUCAACCGAGUCGAUGCCUUGUGAAUUGUACCUGGGCAUGGAUCUGCCAGACGAGUGCCUCAUCAUAGUAGAUUCUUAUCCAAUCUUUAAUCGAAUGCUGCAGCAUUUGCAGCGCGAGCAUAUCAUCUACCUGGACUCUGAGUGGAUGCAAAAUGUUUGUGCUCAAAACCAGCUUUGUCUACUGCAAAUUGCGACCACUUGCAAUGUGUACCUUAUUGAUUGCUUGGCCAGUCGGUCAGCACUGGAAGAGCAACACUGGCGUGCGCUGGGCGCCACGGUAUUCAACAAUCCCAACAUACUCAAAGUGGGUUUUUCCAUGUUGAAUGAUUUGUCGGUGCUGCAACGAUCGUUGCCUCUUCAGCUACGUCUCCAUAUGCCGCAUCAUUAUCUCGAUCUACGUAACGUGUGGCUGGAGCUGAAGAAAAGGCAAGGGGUCGAGUUGCCUUUUGGAAAUGUGAAUCGUGCCGGAGAUGCGCUCACGGAUCUUUCUAUGCUAUGCCUGGGCAAAAAGCUGAACAAAGCCAAUCAAUGCUCAAAUUGGGCAAAUCGACCGUUGCGAAGAGAACAAAUACUCUAUGCAGCCAUUGAUGCCCGCUGUUUGCUGUUGAUCUAUGCGUGCCUAUCCAGCUGCGUGUCGGACAUAAAUGUUAUCAUUGAAAAGUGCAUUGCUAGCAACAAUUUUUUGCGACGUGGCGGACACAAUGUGAAAUAGUCGAAAUGAGAAAUAAUCUCGGUAGCAGUGAUAUGCGCCUGUACAAGGAAUCUGCGACUACUAUGUUAAUGUUAUAAGAGUAUUUGAAUUAUAUACACA
Drosophila navojoa is the source of this 2159-nucleotide messenger RNA. It is a transcript of the gene Nbr, whose product is annotated as exonuclease mut-7 homolog. The record is from RefSeq and is a predicted model, not a curated record. Gene Ontology annotation, molecular function: nucleic acid binding; 3'-5' exonuclease activity. Lineage: Eukaryota; Metazoa; Arthropoda; Insecta; Diptera; Drosophilidae. Gene Ontology annotation, biological process: nucleobase-containing compound metabolic process.